Molecule: messenger RNA, 1351 nt
Organism: Sesamum indicum (sesame)
Lineage: Eukaryota; Viridiplantae; Streptophyta; Magnoliopsida; Lamiales; Pedaliaceae
Product: E3 ubiquitin-protein ligase At3g02290
Molecular function (GO): ubiquitin-protein transferase activity
Source: RefSeq, a predicted model, not a curated record
GUCCAAGAAUUUCGUCCUUUCUUAUAUAUAAUGUACCAGGGGAGAGAGAAAAAUAAGUGUAAAAAAUAUGUACUAUUUCUGCAACAUCUGACCUCGGAUUUCCCGGCUUCUGUUCCUCCAGAAUCAUCUAACUCCGUGGAUUGGGGGAAUUUUCAUUGUUUCUGUUGUCUGAGUUGCAGGAUAUAACAAGGCAUUUGGGGGUUUGCCUCUUGCGGAGAGGGGCUGCUGGUUCGCGAAGUCAGUUCAGCUUCUGCGAGCUUGAGAACCUCUCUGUUUAUAGUUAUGUUAUCUCGUGGGCACGGGGUUUGAUCUUUUGAUGUUUCUGUGAUUGCAUUCAUUCUGGUUUGGUGCAAGAUACUGAGUGGGAUAAAGGGGUUUGUGAGGGAUUGACAGAGUUAAUCAUGGGUGCUGCUUGUUGCUGUUUGAGAGAUGACUGGGAAGAGUUUGCUAAUCCUAACAGCUCGAUUUAUAGGAACUGUAUAUGCAUUCAUUGCUUCAUCCAGAACUUCGUACAUGUGUAUGCAUCACUGUUUCAUAGAGGAGAAGAACGUGCCUUACCUUCGUCCACUCAGGGGACGGCAUCAUUAAGUUCUACGGCAUCACUUGAUAACUCUUUAGCCGAUAUGUAUCGUUCUCCUCCAAGACCUCUGCCUUAUGAUGCAGAUCCAAGAUAUUUCCGAUUGCAGCGUGAUGGACUGGUCUCUAGACGGGAGAAAGGAUCAAGCCAUUCGCAUGAGGAAACUGAACCACUAAGGACAGCUGAAGUUGAAGAAGAAUCUGAAUCUGUGAGCAGCAAGAACAAAUGGAACAAGUUUACUUGCGAAGAAGAAUCCAAAGAAUUUAAUUCAAGAUCAUCACUGAAGCUCUCAACAGCCAAACCAACAACAGGAUUUGCUCAUAUUUAUACUUCUUCAGAAGAUGAAGAUGUCUGCCCCACAUGUCUUGAAGAAUAUACUGAAGAAAACCCCAAAAUAGUUACAAAGUGUUCUCACCAUUUCCAUCUUGGUUGUAUAUACGAGUGGAUGGAAAGAAGUGACAACUGCCCAGUUUGCGGCAAGGUGAUGGCAUUCGAUGAGACGGCUUGAUGCAUCCCCACCGGAGCUCUGGUCGUGGACGAAACCAACCACCAAAGCAGUGAAUAACACAAUCAGAAUCAGAAAGUGUAAAGUCUGUAUAUAACGUUUGUUAAGAAUGUUUGUCUUCUUUAUAUAUAUGUGCUCAACUGCUGCUGAUAUGAUUCAGCACAACAAUUCACCAGCACAUUUAUUUUUCUUCCAGGCACUUUCAUGUCGUGUAUUUUUCACAUUUGACAUUUUCAUGUGAAGCGAACCGGAGUGUUCAACUGGGAAGA